This is a messenger RNA of Spinacia oleracea (spinach), 1491 nucleotides long. NCBI's taxonomy places the organism in Eukaryota, Viridiplantae, Streptophyta, Magnoliopsida, Caryophyllales, Amaranthaceae. The record is from RefSeq and is a predicted model, not a curated record.
CACACUCUCUCCCUCUUCUUAUCUGCUUAUAUUUCUGGAUAGCCAAAGUUCAGUUUCCUUUGAACUUCAUCACUCUCUCUCUCUUCGGUGAGCAACAAUGGCUACCGCUGCACCUCCAUCUUUAAGCCUCUGCUACGCUUCUUCCUCCUUCCAAUACCAGCAAGACCCCUCUUUUCAAACCCAUUUUAAACCCCUUCUCCUUAAUUCUUCUCUAUGCCGUUUAACUCUUAAUCAAAGGGAACGCAGUUGUCUGAAAUGGGUUGAUUUCACUUCUCAGAAACAAUCACCCAAGUCUGUUUCUUUCCGUGUUUUGGCGGCUGUUGCUGCGGAAGCUGAGGUUGCGGACAUGGAGGAGGAGGAAGGAGAGAGCGGCGGUGUUGCUACUUUACCUUCGCCUACUAAGCCUAAAAAGGGGAAAGCUGCUUUGCCUUUGAAGAGUGACAGGACGAGGUCGAAGAGGUUCUUAGAGAUUCAAAAGCUCAGAGAAAUCAAGCAAGAAUAUGACUUGAAGACGGCGUUAUCAUUGAUGAAGCAAAUGUCGUCUACAAAGUUCGUAGAGACUGCAGAGGCCCAUUUUCGCUUGAAUAUUGAUCCCAAGUACAAUGAUCAACAGCUGAGAGCAACUGUGAGUUUGCCCAAGGGAACUGGAAAAACUGUUAAAAUAGCCGUGCUUGCCCAAGGCGACAAAAUUGACGAAGCAAAAGCAGCAGGAGCAGAUAUAGUUGGUGGAGAAGAAUUAAUAGAACAAAUAAAGGGGGGAUUCAUGGACUUUGAUAAGUUGAUUGCAACAUCUGACAUGAUGGCUAAGGUUGCAAGUCUAGGAAGGAUUCUGGGGCCACGAGGGCUCAUGCCAACUCCAAAAGCUGGAACGGUCACACCAAAUGUAGCUCAGGCUGUGGAGGAAUUCAAGAAAGGCAAGGUCGAGUUUAGAGUUGAUAAAACAGGAAUUGUUCACAUUCCCUUUGGAAAGUUGAACUUCAAGGAGGAGGAUCUUCUUAUAAACUUGUUUGCCACAAUUAAAUCAGUGGAGACCAACAAGCCAACCGGUGCUAAGGGGGUUUACUGGAAAAGUGCCCAUAUCAGCUCAUCAAUGGGACCUUCUAUUCGGUUAAACAUUAGGGAGAUGCUUGAUUAUAAGCCUCCUUCAAAUGCUUAGACAGCCUUGUGUAAUCUUUGUUUGUCAUCUUUUUGCGUUUGCUUUCUAAAUUUUUUGAGGCACUUCGAUAAUUUCAGAAGCAGCAUUUCAAGAACGAAGACUUCAUAUGUAGCAGAUUUCUUCAGUGACGUGGAUGUUCUUCACUAGCAGGCUGACAAGUUAUUGUAAUUUCAAAGUUGAUACUUGUACAAUAGCUGUAUCUUAGUUUUGGAUAGUGAAUUGGAAAUAGUAUGAUUGUGGCUCGUGUAUAGCUUCAUUGUGCAAGAGUUUUGCCACUGAGAUUGAGAAUAUACAAGUAAUAUUUCAAAAAUAAGAAUUGCAAUUUAGAUGUUAUA